GAAGCAGUUGUAGAAGCACAAGUGUGUGAAGAGAAAGAAAGAGAGAGCUUGGUUUUGGUUUUGAAAAUGGACUUUGUUCUUCUUUACAUACUACUUGUGUCUGCUCCAAUCCUUUUUUGUCUCACUUUUGUGUCUCUGCCUCCACCAUAUUUUUUGGCAUGGAAGUCACGAUGGUCUCUCCCUGUGGCUGACUUGGUUUUAAAGAAUGGGGUGAUAUAUACCAGUGAUGACUCUCUCCUAUUUGCAGACUCCAUGGCAGUGGGCAAUGGGAGGGUCGUUCGUGUUGGGAACCAUUCAUUUGUCCAGGAGUUGGCAGGUUGUGGAACUCAAGUUUUGGAUCUUGGUGGGAAGGUUGUGGUUCCUGGGUUUAUUGAUUCCCAUGUGCAUUUUAUUGAUGGUGGAUUGCAGAUGAUGCAGGUGAAAUUGAGAGGUGUAAAUAAAAAGGAAGAAUUUAUCAGAAGGAUCAAAGAUGCCGCACAAAGCACAAAACAAGGUUCUUGGAUUUUGGGUGGUGGAUGGAACAAUGAUCUGUGGGGAGGAGAUCUGCCAGCUGCCUCUUGGAUUGAUGAUGUUACUCCUAAUAAUCCUGUUUGGCUAUCAAGAGUGGAUGGUCACAUGGGUUUGGCUAACUCAGUGGCACUAAUGUUAGCUGGGAUUACAAAUUUAACUAACGAUCCAAGUGGGGGAACUAUCAUGAGGAAUUCCAAUGGAGAACCUACUGGACUGCUAAUUGAUUCUGCAAGGACACUUGUUACCUCCCAGAUUCCAGAGGAUUCAGUAGAUGAUAGAAGGGAGGCAUUGCAUAGAGCAAGCAAUCUUGCCCUAACAAGGGGGGUGACCACAGUUGUUGACAUGGGAAGAUAUUAUCCUGGGUUCUCAUCUGAUCUUUCUUGGGAUGAUUUUUCAGAUGUUUAUCUAUGGGCUAAUUCUAUGUCAAAAAUGAAAAUUAGAGUGUGUUUAUUUUUUUCAAUGGAGACAAUGUCAAGUUUGGUGGACGUGAUCAACAAAGUGGGUCAUUCCUUGAGCGAAUGGAUUUAUGUGGGUGGUGUCAAAGCAUUUGCUGACGGGUCGUUGGGUUCCAAUAGUGCAUUGUUAUAUGAGCCAUAUAUUGAUGACCCUGACAAUUAUGGCCUACAAGUGACUGACCCUGAAGCUCUUCUCAACAUGACCAUGGAUUCAGAUUUAAAUGGUCUACAGGUUGCUAUUCAUGCUAUAGGGGACAGAGCAAAUGACCUUAUCUUGGACAUAUAUGGCUCAGUUGCUUCUACAAAUGGGAUGAGGGAUCGUAGAUUUAGGAUUGAGCAUGCCCAGCAGUUGGCAUCUGGGACCCCAGGCCGAUUUGGCAAACAACGGGUUGUUGCAUCCAUGCAGCCAGAUCAAUUGUUGGAUGAUGCUGACUCUACUAGUAAAAAGCUUGGCAAGGAUAGGGCUGAAAAGGAAUCAUAUUUAUUUCGAUCGCUCUUGGAUAAUGAUGUAUUAGUGGCAUUUGGUUCUGAUUGGCCAGUAGCAGACAUCAAUCCUUUGAGUGGUAUUAAGACAGCAAUGAGAAGGAGGCCUCCCACUUGGGAAAAUGCAUGGAUUCCAUCAGAAUGCAUUUCAUUAGAUGAUGCAAUAAAGGCUUACACCAUUUCUGCUGCUCGUGCAAGCUUCCUUGACAAAGAUCUUGGAUCCUUAUCUCCGGGGAAAAUGGCAGAUUUUGUCAUAUUAUCCACCGAUUCAUGGAAAGACUUUGCUGAAGAAGCAUUGGCAUCAAUUGAGGAAACCUAUGUUUCUGGUGUUAGAGCAUAUCCUUGAAGGUUUUCUAUUUCAAGUUAGAUUGUAAAUUUGUAGUUCAUUUUAAAAUUUUCAUCCCUUAUCUCACAGUAUUUUCAUGCUGGUCCCUAUGUGGAAAAUUCUACAUUCUAGUUCCUCCGUACAAAUGCUGACAUUAUAAUAAUUUUAGAUUUUGUCCUUAUACUGGACAACAUUUUUUUUUGUCCUAGCUUUUUUAUAUGUAAGAACUUUACACUUCAUAAACUUUACAAUUUGGUUUUCACCAGGAGACAUGAAAAACAUUUUAACAUUGUU
This is a messenger RNA of Abrus precatorius (Indian licorice), 2067 nucleotides long. Its product is annotated as protein LONG AFTER FAR-RED 3-like. Lineage: Eukaryota; Viridiplantae; Streptophyta; Magnoliopsida; Fabales; Fabaceae. The record is from RefSeq and is a predicted model, not a curated record. The coding region runs from base 67 to 1794 and encodes 575 amino acids. Gene Ontology annotation, molecular function: hydrolase activity, acting on carbon-nitrogen (but not peptide) bonds. The transcript has 15 exons.